GUCCACCUUCUGGAAGCUGCACUCAGUCACCAAAAACACUCUCUUCUGGCCUGACACCUAUCGCCCUCCCAUUGGCAGGCUUGCAGGGCCCAAUCAAAACCCUCUCGCAGCUCUCAAUCACGUGGGCCCCGAAACAUCACAACGCCACGUAUCGGCUCCCAGCCAAUCCCCUCUGUCCUACCUUCGCUGUUGCUGUACCUGUUGACACACGUGUCUUUUUCCCACACGUGUCUCCUCCCACGUCGCUCUUAUAAAUCCCAUAUGCCCUCGCCACCUCCAUUGCUGAGCUAUCAGCUUUGAGUGCGAGACUAAACAACUCUGCCCAAAAAAAAAACUUGGGUUUUGAAGAGAGAGAGAGAGAUGGAUGGGAGAGGAGGGUGUUGUAUAGCGAGGUACGGAGGAGAAUAUGAUAUGUCGCAGGUGGAUAGGAUAAUGUUGAGGUUCAGACCGAUUGCUCCGAAGCCGGUCAACGGAGGAGGAUUGGCUUCCGGUGGGUCAACGCCGGAAAACGGUGACGUUUACGUUAAGAGUGGUAGGGGGAGGCGGAAGGGGAGGGGGAGGGGGAAGAGAGUUCGGAGGUGUGUGAAGCAGGGUUGCAAUAAUAAUAAUAAUAAUAAGAUCAGUAAGAGAAGGAGAUCGUCGAAGGGUUUGGGUGAGGAAAAGACGGUUGUGACCCUGCCUCUGUUGCCGGAGACCCCUGAGCCAAAAGGCUCCGAGAGAGAAAGGAAGCCAAAAGGCUCCGAGAGAGAAAGGAAGGCGAGUAGUUACUCGGCCACGUGGCUGAGUUUUGAGAGUUUCGAGAGUAAUAGUAGUUGUAUUUCUUCUACGACAUGUCGUAGGAGUAAGGUGGUGGGGGAGGAGAUGAGUACGAUGAAUAAUAUGCAGCAGCGGAGGCCGGUGAGGGUGGUGGGGUCGUGCGUGACGGUGGACUGUGUGACGGACACGUGGGUGGACGGAGAUGGACUAGGGCGUACGGACGGGGAGAGGAGGAUGAAUCUGGAGAGGGACACGUGUCCGGGGUUUGUAUCGGACGGUUCGGGGAGGGUGGUGUGGACUAAUGGGGCGUACAGGAGCAUGGUGGGGGAACAGGAGGAAAGGGAGACGAUGGUGUGGCUGGUGACGAAGGAGAGGGCGGCGAAGGCGGUGGGUGUGAUGAGUAAUUACGACACGGCAGCAUUCUCGUGCAGGGUGAGGGUGCAGUACAACGGGUGCGGUGGGUCGUCGUCGGCAGGGGAUUGGAGCUCGUUGACGCUCCCGUGUGACGUGUGGAGGAUGGAGAGUGGUGGGUUUGCGUGGAGGCUGGAUGUGAAGGCUGCUCUUUGCUUGGGUCGGUAAACCGACAGGGUAAAAAGCUAGCUAGAGACGACAAGUUCAUAACAAACAACUGAUGAGGAGUUGCUUUGCGUUUUAUUAGCAGUAAGCUUAAAUGAAUGACCGUAAUUAACAAGUGUGAAUAUUUUCGGGCAAUGUUUAAUACUUUCUUAUGUUCAAAUGUCCUGUACUUUUUAUUUUGGGUGCAAUCAAGAACAUUUUUUUCUUUGAA
Prunus avium (sweet cherry) is the source of this 1543-nucleotide messenger RNA. RefSeq lists its product as uncharacterized. NCBI's taxonomy places the organism in Eukaryota, Viridiplantae, Streptophyta, Magnoliopsida, Rosales, Rosaceae. The record is from RefSeq and is a predicted model, not a curated record.